AGAAGAUGCCUGGUUGCGCCGGAAGGUAGCGCCGGGCUUAGGGACAGGUGUCUCGUCAAACCCUUAACCAACCAACCAACCAACCAGAUCUUUUUCCCCCUGGAGUGGCUCCUUUCCCAGGAGGUGCUUCCCCUCGAGGUCAGCAAACGCUUUUACCCAGCGAGGUGCCAAGCACAUUCCAUGCAUUUUGAUCUGGUUUCAAGGCUGUCUGUCUGUCGGUGUGCACACAGGCCAGGCCAUCCGAGGAGUGUGGAGAGAACCCCAGGAGUAGUACAGUACGGUGUGCUGUCGAGAUCUGCACGCAGUGA
Vitrella brassicaformis is the source of this 308-nucleotide messenger RNA. The record is from the annotation of a GenBank genome assembly. Lineage: Eukaryota; Vitrellaceae.